Messenger RNA from Ictalurus punctatus (channel catfish), 4789 nucleotides. It is a transcript of the gene cabcoco1, whose product is annotated as ciliary associated calcium binding coiled-coil 1. The record is from RefSeq and is a predicted model, not a curated record. The transcript has 8 exons. NCBI's taxonomy places the organism in Eukaryota, Metazoa, Chordata, Actinopteri, Siluriformes, Ictaluridae. Bases 110 to 955 code for a protein of 281 amino acids.
GCCCCGCCUACCUGUUACCUUGGAAACAUUAGUAUCUAACAUUUCCGGACUGGAGGGAGCGCGUGAGCGAAGAAAAUCAACUGAAAACUCAAAAACUGUCAUUGACAACAUGGAUGCUCCUUUAAAUGUGAAUGAAGCAGGUGAGAUGUUUCUACAGUGGCCAUGUCUAUCAUGUGAAAACAUCAAUGUGCUGAUGGAGCUUUCUGUGGACCAGGUGCAGCUACAAUUAGCGGAUGUACUUGAUUUGAAGAAACACCAAACUUGUAUGAAGGAGGCCUCGGUGUUGGACUACUUUAUUGCAGGAUUUUGGUGGGCCAAGGAGAUGACCUUCACAUGCCAGCAAAUCUCAUUCAUAAUGUCCCUCUUACAGCUGUUGCUUGACAACAUCAAAGACAAGCACAUGCCAUUUGCUGACAAUUUUAAGGAGUUCACCCGGACACUGCUCUCAUCUAGACAGUCAUCACCAUCGGCAAGCGCCACCGUUAAUCCCCUGUUCGAUGUGGAUCAAAUCAAAUCCAUUACGGAUUACUUCAGUAGCAGUCUUUUCCAGCAUUACAGACUCUACGAAUUCCUCUUCACUCACCCGAGAGACGACAUGCUGCUAGGAAUGGAGAGAUACAUCGAGGUAGUCAAUUCAGCUGACUUCGUCGCGCCGCUGGAGGAGGGAACACCGACUGAUGACCUCCAUCACAUAGCCCCCUCCCCGGUCGCGCCGCCUGAUCAGGACUCGGACGCGUGCGCGGAGAAGGACGAGGAAGAGACGGAUGAAUGCGAACAGGUAGAGACACUCGAAAGCCGGGAGGGUUUCAGUGUGGGAGAUGUGCGAGAAGUGCUCGAGGAAAUGACCAGAGAGAUGCUGGGAAAGCUGCAGGAAGAUUUCACAGAGAAGCUGCGCAUCCAGGAAGAGACCUACACGGCCAGGUUAGAGAGUCUCAAGAGGCUGACGUCCAAAUAAACGUCUGCUGAAGAAAAGGGAAACAUCCACCUUUUCUUUUUCUUUUUAGUUAUGACACCAGGAGUUCUAAAGUAAAACCAGUACAAAUAUGUACUAAUACGCUUAAGAAGUGCUUUAUAAAAGUCUUAAGUAAGGAAUAAAACAUGGCAGUGGGUACUGUUAAAGGAAAAUAAUUUCCAAUAAGAGCACCUCCUUUAUAAUUUAUUAAUAAAUGACACCUUAUGUUUUUAAAAAAAUAUAUAUUUAUAGUUACAUAUAAAGUUGUGGAAUGUCCAGGAAACAAGUUCAUUUCCUGUUUCUACUUACAGCAGCGAUAAACAGCCGUCCAUUCACCAGCUUCUUUUUUUUUUUUCUUUCCUUUUUAGAUGUUAAUAAGGCAAAUAAUAAUAAUAAUUAUGCUUUUCAUGUCAAAACACAAACUGAGACUCCUUCCAUAAACGUUAAGUAAAAGUCUCCUUACAGAAAGCUUCACCCUAUGAACGAUUAGACAUUUUUCUUUAUCGAGUAACGACACAUAUUUAAUCUGUUUAUUAUUAGGCUUAGGUUAUGCGGAGCCUCGGCUGUAUAAGUCCUCGUGCACGAGCUGUUACUAUAGAAACGGUAAUGCGUUCGAACAAGGGCACUAAGGUAAAUCUGUGCUUUGACUUGCAGCCGGAACUACUGACAAAGCUGCUGUUAUAGAAAAUGAAUCGACAACUUCUGACCAAUCGAAUUUGAGAAUUCAGCGUCGCUGUGGUAUAAAGCAAAUAAAAAAUACAACUGAAAGAACAAACUGAAAGCAACACACCUAACUUUGUGCAGUAAGGGUUCGGUUGGUUUCUGGAAUGACCAACAAACUGCUAUGCAGUUCAGCCAGAACAUAAUACAAAUUCAGUCGUGUUGUUUACGGAGCAGUGGAAUGUCACAUUACAGCGCUAAACAUUCCUGCGGACUUACUCGAUCAUAAAGAGUGCACUCAAAACAUGAAUUCAUCACCCUUACUUGAACUGAAGAAUUUUACACAGAAUUUAGUUCAUUCAAAAUGAAUCAGUUUAGACAGACAGACAGAUAGAUAGAUAGAGAGAUAGACAGGCAGACAGAUAGAUAGACAGACAGAUAGAUAGCGAGAUAGAUGGAUAGAUAGAAAGACAGACAGGCAAGCAGACAGACAGACAGACAGACAGACAGAUAGACAGAUAGAUAGAUAGAUCAUUUUAUUUGUCCUCAAAGAGAAAAUUUGUUUCCAACGUGGUUGCGUAGAAAACAUAAACACGACACCAUACAUAUUAACCAUCAAAACAAUCACAGACAUAGACGGGAGAAGGGGACCAAAAAAAACAUCAGGAUCAAACAACAAAUGCCAGAUCACAAUGGCUGAUUACCUAAUGCUCGUAUAGCCAUAGAUACAAAAUUCCUACCAUAGCUGGUUAGUUGGGUCAACACAAUUUAGUAGGUCAGAUUAAUUUACUCUAGUGUGUUUAAUUAACUUUAUAACAUUUGUCAAACAAAAUUUUCUUAUUUUGAUCCAACUUAAUUUAAAAAAAUCAUUUAUAGAGGUUUAAUUCAUUUUUUUAGGUUUAAACAAGCAGUUUAAUUCAUCACUGUACAUAUGCACAAUGUACCUAAUGAACAAAUAAGAAAAGACCGGGGUCAGUACUGACAUUAGUAUAGAUCACUGAGUGCACACAGCCUAAGCACAUGCGCCGCUCUUCAGCACAAUGGUAACCACAAAAUUCAAAAACGUUACAGGAACUCCUUCAAGUGUCCAACUUUAAAGUGCACCUAUUAUGGUUUUUCAGAUAUUACCUUUCAUGUAGUGUGUUAUGGAGCUGUUUGAGAAUGUAAAACAUCUACAAAGUUUCAAAAAUCAAAGCGCACGACAAACAGAGUUCUUGAUUCCCAAACGAAGGAACCGAUUCUGAACAGUUGAAGCGAGUCGUUAGUGAUUCCAGACUCACUUCCUGUAGUAACCUACGCAGGUUUGUAACAACAACAAAAAACCCCGCCUCUGGUCUUCAUUUGCUGCUCGCUAGUAGACCAAUCACAACAGACUGGGACAUCUGACCAAUCAGAGCAGAGUAUGCUCUCUGAAAGGCGGAGUUGAGAAUGAAUCCUUUAGAAUCAUUGGAUCAUUGAACGAGUUGUUUGAGAAACUGGGGGGGCUCAUUAAAUUAUGAGCACGUUAAAGUAUUUUUUGACCUCAGAUGCAUGUAAAUCUAUUGCAUGAGACCUUUAAAACAAAUUUGGGCACGUUUCAAAACCAUAAUAAGUGCACUUUAAACACUAAUGUGUCUUUCCCUUUUCUGAGAAACACAUAAAAUAACACUUAAUCCCUAAAUUUACUUUCCUAAUGCAGUCCCUUACAAAGCAUGCUGGGAACUACAGAUCCACUGCCCAGUUAGUUAUGUCAACAAAAAAAUGAUUCAUGUAGUUUUACCACAAAUGUAUUAAGUAAACUUCAGUUUUAAAUAUUAUUAGGCAAACACAAUGAAAUCAAGUCAGCUCAUUCUAAUUAAUUCAACUGAGCAAAUCAUCGCUGCGAGUGUGUGAUCUUGAUUGACUGAGAAUGUGGAUAUUUCCCCCUUUGUAAUAUUUGAGUUAUGCUCAUUCUAGAUGUUUGAUGUUGACAGUAAAUACGAAGGCGCUGCUUUCAGAAAGGUGCUCGCUCUGGAUUUAAUCGUGUAAACAGGCAGUUAUGAUAUCCGUAAACAGCUCGUGAGCAAAAGGAAUAUGUAAUUGAGUGGUUUGUCUAAUGUUUGUGUGGAGUUUUUCCCACAAGUCAUUAGCUGUGUGAAAGUAGUCCAGCGCUAUGGCGAUGCAGCAUAACUCAUGGCCUAAAUAGCUGAGUUGCCAUAUAAAGUGAUGUAUUAUUAAAGCUGAAUAGUGGGUUUUCCACUGCAUUUGGAGGAGAAAAAAAAAGAAGAAGCAAAGGCGUAUAUCUAUAAAUAUGCAGUGCAGUUUGUAUUAGAAACAGGAGAGCCAUCUAAUUUUGUCUCUCAUAAUUUAUAGAGUGAAUAAACUUGAACGUGCGUGUUCAGUCAGCACAGGAUCAGAUUACACUAAUAUUCGCCCAUGCCUGCGUUGCACUGCUUUUUCCUACCCGGUUGAUUUAGUUCUUCAUUAGCCUGCGGCUCUUUGUGUUGACACAGUGGGGUAAACUGAGAUACUUUCAGGCUGAAUUCCUGACGAACAUGUUCGUGCAGCCUGUUGUUUGGAAUCGCUCUUUUUCUUCUUCCCCACUGACUGAUAGUGUCAUUUCCGAGCCAAGAGCUCAGUGACCUUUUCUUCAGUUCAUAGAGCAAUUUUUUUUCAAAACUAAUAAUAAUAAUAAUAAUAAUAAUAGAAUUAGUUUUUUUUUUAAACAAUUUUUUUUUAAAAAGUCCCCCUACUGGCCACACAAAGACACUGCAGAUAGAUCACUUAACACACUGUGGCGAGUGUUCACCUGUCCCUCAUCCUGAUAAUGGAUUACCAGAGGGAGGUUUCAGCUUUGCCGUCAUCGUCUUACAAGCAGCGAGGUUCAAGGCUUAAUGAAACAAGCCUGGCUCGUGUUCCUCAGGGAGUCCCUCUCAGUCCAGUGCACAAUCUCAGUCUUUAAUUGCCCUCUCUUUUGUGGUGGCGUAAACAUGUGCUUUAUGGGACGUGUUUACAUUUGACUCAGUACCAGUCUUGCCUCUCUCCGUGCCACUAAAGCGUUUGCCCCGGAGCUACCAGUCGAAAAGAAAGCUUUGUUUAUUUUUGUUGUAAAAGACACUGUUAGCUGUCAAACUAAUUCAAAAUAGAUGGGAUUUCUGUUUAAGUUUCGAACGUCUUACUCAAGCACGCCAACAAACGGGGAAAAAAAAAAAAAUCGAU